GUGAAAAUCAAUUGACAAUGAGAUCAAUAUUGACCAAAACAACAGUUCACAAUAUUUAGAAGCUUCUACCGCCAUUAGUAAUGUUUUAGUCAGGUGUCUAAAUUUACAACCAAUGACUCAGGGCAGAAAGGUGUGUCGACACAUGGUCGUUUGUUGUGCACAGUGAAAAGAAACAAAAAUGGCGAUAGACCGAAAAAUUUCUAUCUUCGGUUUAGCCGCGAUUGGAGUGUUGAUUUUAGGCGGAAUUCUUCAUAUUGUGGCCAUAGCCUCGCCAUACUGGCACGUGACGUCUUCCAGGUUAUAUACAGGAAACGUGUUAAGGAUAGGAAAUGCCGGUUUAUGGAUAGAAUGUAUAUCUUGGACAGGGGCCACAAAAUGUAUGUCACCCAGCAUAGCCGAUGAAGCCUGGAUGGGUGGUGCACGAGCAAUGGCCAUUCUGGGAAUGCUGACAGGAAGUGCAUCAUUGAUUCUUCUAGGGCUGUACACAUUUCUGAGAUUAGAGACCUGGAGCAGAAUCCUAAAACUGUCAUCCAUUGGAUCCAGUAUUGGUGCAGGGGUACUGAUCCUGAUAGGGGCAGUGAUCUACGGAGCCAGUGUUGCUGAUGAAAAAUAUCCACCAUCUGGGUUCGAUAUGACUUCUGGCAAAAGAAUGAUCUACUCCAUGUCAUGGGCAUUUGGACUUUCAAUAACGGGCGCCAUUUUAUGCUUCGUCAGUGCAAUACUCACAGGAUUUGCCAAGAAACCAAAACUCUGAGACUAUUUUAAAUUUAGUUAUGAUAUUGAAAUACUGUUGUUCAUUAUUGUUGAAUUAUUUGGAUUAUCAGCUUUUUUACUGUUUAUUAAAAUGUUAUAUAUUUUGUAUCUUUCUAAUUAAACAAAAACAUGCUG
Messenger RNA from Saccostrea cuccullata (small rock oyster), 888 nucleotides. RefSeq lists its product as uncharacterized. The transcript has 3 exons. The coding region runs from base 179 to 754 and encodes 191 amino acids. The record is from RefSeq and is a predicted model, not a curated record. Gene Ontology annotation, cellular component: plasma membrane. Lineage: Eukaryota; Metazoa; Mollusca; Bivalvia; Ostreida; Ostreidae.